AUGACGAAGGGCUACUAUGCCGUGUACGUUGGGAGGGUUCCAGGAGUCUACAACCACUGCCAGCCGCUCAGGCCUAGGUGCACAGAUGCAAAUGUUGCUACCUGCAACGACGAGCUACAACCAGCGGCGACGGUGACGUUUUUUUGCUGCAACCGUGUCUUCAUUUUUGCUACGACCGGCAACGAAAAAUACUACAACGGGCAGUUCUAUUUGCUGGAACCAAUCAAUCGCCGGCGAGGCGGAGCUGCAUCCAUGGCGUGCGCGGGCGGCGAGUGCGGGAUCCAUCCAUGGAGGAGCGCGGCAAGCGGGAGUUUGGCAUCUUCUGUCCUCUGCCCCGUCGCACCACCGUGGUUGCGCCGCCCACGUCCAGACGACGGCCCUCUCCUGCCGCUAGAUGCCUCCGCUGAGACGACGCUGCCAGAGGCAGCGACCAGCAGCCUCACCGGUGCCCUCGCGCGCGAGCGGACAGGCGCCGGAAGAACUUGGUUCCAGCGAUGCUGCAGAUCGCACUCGCGUUGCUGCUCUACAUCGGCCUCGACCUCCCCGAGGCCGUCGCCGCCGUUUCUGUUAAGACUUGUGCGCGGAGGUGGUUUGACGAGCGGGAGACAAGUCACCUGGCCAACUGGGCAAGCACGGCCGGGCACGGCAACACUGAGGAGCUCCCGACGAUUCAUUUCAGCUGUCCAAGUAUUACGGGGUAGAGCUGGAAAUACGGGAGCGGUGUGGGUUUUUCUUGCGGGAAAAGGGACUUGGGCGUGGAAAUCGAUGCGGCCAUUGGAUGAAGAACAACAACAUGCGGUAGGGAGCAUGGAGAGGGAGCAGCCAUGCCGCGUCCUCUUGGCAUCGCUCAUCCCCUCCGUCAAGACGCGUCAAUCUGGCGACCUCGACCCCCCAUGGCUGUGUACUACAGCCAACUCUGGCUGGCCAACUUCCGAUGCGCCCCAGGUGUUCGUGGUAAUGCUCUAAUCACGCGGCGCCUCGUCAAUUGAUCAACAAAAUUCCGUCUGUAGCUCCGGCUCUGCAGCGUGCUUCGGUGGAGCAAUGUGCCAAUAAAAAUAGGAACCUGUGGCCUGCGCCUUAGGCUGUGGUGCCGAACCUUGUUUGCUGCCUUUAGCGUCUCCUUCCUCCCUGUCAUAGAUUUGCACUGGAACCGCAGUGCGUUCCUCGAUUUCGUGGCGCCAAGCUUCAUCACGCUGAUGAGGUACACACUUCCUUUUUUUCCUAACGACAAAUAUACACGCUUCCGUUCUCUCAACUGAUAUGAUACGUUCUUGUGGUACUUGACUAGUUGAUAUGAAUUAUUAAUAACUGGACAAUCAAAAUCCAGGGCUAUCCCCCUGUGUACUUGCCGCUACGUUGUAAUUAUUUUCUGUAAUUCUCGUUAACAUGCCACUGUCUGCACAUUUGAUUCUUAGACUUUGUCUUGUCCAGAGUGUAUGGAACUAUCAUAUGAAUGCUUUAUUUCAGAAGAUCCUUUGGAGCAAAAAGGGUGGGAAUGUAAAUGUAAUAUAAUAUUUUGGUAGGCCAUAUAUAUAUUUCCACAUGAAUGGUAAGAAUACAGAUGAUACAACUGA
Messenger RNA from Triticum urartu, 1574 nucleotides. The record is from RefSeq and is a predicted model, not a curated record. NCBI's taxonomy places the organism in Eukaryota, Viridiplantae, Streptophyta, Magnoliopsida, Poales, Poaceae.